Messenger RNA from Pediculus humanus corporis (human body louse), 927 nucleotides. Its product is annotated as Lipid phosphate phosphohydrolase, putative. NCBI's taxonomy places the organism in Eukaryota, Metazoa, Arthropoda, Insecta, Psocodea, Pediculidae. The transcript is spliced from 6 exons. The coding region runs from base 1 to 927 and encodes 308 amino acids. The record is from RefSeq and is a predicted model, not a curated record. Gene Ontology annotation, molecular function: phosphatidate phosphatase activity. Gene Ontology annotation, biological process: phospholipid metabolic process; phospholipid dephosphorylation; signal transduction.
AUGUCAGGAAAAAUUCACACAACGGAUUUAAAAUCCGCCAUUGUUGCACAAUCCGAUGACGAGUUGUUUGUUUUCCUACUGGCGGUAUUAAUAGUUGCAUUUGAAUAUUUAGUUGUACCUAUACAAAAUUUAGGAUUUCAAUGUAAGGAUCCAAAUUUAUCACAUCCAUUUAAUGGAGAUACAAUAACGAUCACGUACUUAUUUGUCGUAUCAAUCGGAGUACCUUUGAUAGCAAUUUUAUUAAUCGAAUCCAUUGCAAUUAAUUCAACGGAACAAACAUAUUUUCCAAUGAUAAAAAAAAUGAAUCCUUUUAAAAAAUCACAAUAUUGGUAUAAAAAAUAUUAUUCUGGUCUUUUUUUUCUUAUUUUAUUAAUACAAGCAUCAAAAUGUUUAAUAGCAGCACCUAGACCGCAUUUUUUCGACACCUGUAAACCAGAUAAAGCAAUUAAUUGCACAACAGAAUUUUUUUUUGAAUACAAAUGUACAAAUAUAAAUAUACCAAAACAAAUGAUGUAUGAUUCACUUCGUUCAUUUCCAUCCGGGCAUGCAGCUAUGGGAAUGUAUAUGGCAUUAUUUAUGAUUUGGUUUUUACAAAUAAAAAUUCCACGUCGUCAUCAAAUAACGGUUGCAUUUUUUCAAUGCAUAUUUUUUUCAUGGGGACUCUUUUGCGGUUUAAGCCGUCUUACGGAUCGCCGACAUCACUGGUGGGACAUACUCGGUGGUUCGAUAUUAGGUUUAUGUGUCGCUGCCUUUUUGAUAAGGUUCUCGAGUAGAAAUAUAUCCUCGGAUGAAAAAAAAUUACACAAACCGGAUAAAAAUUUAAACGAUACCGGAGAUAUUAAUCACGCAUGGAAUAAAAAAUUAUUAUCAUCGGUGACGAGUUGUAGUCAAAAUUCAGAUGAAAGAGAAUUGCGUGAAGUUAAAUGA